GACUACAUUCUGAAAAAGACUUUUUCUGGGUUCACCAUUAGCUUAUCCUUGCUCUGAACAUCCAAUCUCAGAAAAUGUGCCUUUCAUUGCGUUAAGAAAAUGUAAAUUUCAGGCCAAUUCCUUUUUUUAGUGAUUAAAUUAUCCUCAUGAUUCAUAUUGUAUGUUAUUUCAGAGAAUUGCAGGGCUCAGGCGUCUUUUCCUCAGUAGCCGGUCUCUGUUUAGUAUGUCUCCCUAGUGGCAAGUUAGAAAUGUACGCUGCCGCUGUCCAUGGUGCUGAUGAGAUGGACUGAUGGACUUCUGAUUAUAAUACUGCAAGAGUAGUAUUAUGUUGAGUUACACGCUAAUGCUAUUGAAUAAAGGCACUAUUUCAACAAAAAUGACAUAAUGCAUCAUCGCGCGCGCGCGCGUGUGUGUGUGUGUCUGCUGGGCACACAUUGGUGUCUACCCCGCCGCCCGCACAUGCUCAGAAAGUCCCCCCUCCGCUCGUAGGCCCCUCCCAGACACGCGUGAGAGUGAUCCGGAGCUCGGAGAAGAGCCUCGGUUGCACGGGACCGCAAGAACGUCGCUGGAUCCCGGGAGGACCGGAGAGAGAGACGCCAACGUGGGACUGGAGUUGUGCUCAGGCUGAAAGAUGUUCUCGUCUGUGAAGGCCUUUGAGGGGCAGCAUUACUCCACCCUCAAGAGGCAGUGUCUACAGAGUGGAGCGCUGUUUGAGGACCCACUGUUUCCGUCCGUGGACGAAUCGCUCUUCUACCUGGGUAACAGGAUUGGCCGUGUGCACUGGAAAAGACCUGGGGAGCUGUGCGAUGAUCCUCACUUGUUUGUGGAUGGGAUCAGUGCCCAUGAUCUGCACCAAGGGCAGCUGGGAAACUGCUGGUUUGUGGCAGCCUGCACCAGCUUGGCUUCUAGAGAGUCUCUGUGGCAGAAAGUUAUUCCAGACUGGAAGGAGCAGGAAUGGGAUCCAGAGAAGGAAGACUCUUAUGCAGGAAUAUUCCACUUCCGUUUCUGGCGGUUUGGGGAUUGGGUGGACGUGGUGAUCGAUGACCGUCUCCCCACAGUGGACAACCAGCUGGUGUACUGCCAUUCAAAUGAUAGCAAUGAGUUCUGGAGUGCCCUUGUGGAAAAAGCCUAUGCCAAAGUUUAUGGUUGCUAUGAAGCCUUGGAUGGUGGGAACACGGCCGAUGCCCUAGUGGACUUUACUGGUGGCGUGUCAGAACCUAUGGACCUUCUGGAGGGCCAGUUUGCUCAGGAUGAAAUCGGCAGAAACCAGCUCUUUGAAAGAGUGCUCAAGGUCCAUAAUCGAGAUGGCCUUAUCAGCUGCUCUAUCAGGGCAACCACAAUAGAGGACAUGGAGGCAAGACUGGAAUGUGGGUUAGUGAAAGGACACGCAUAUGCGGUGACCGACGUUCGCAAGGUUCGACUGGGACAUGGCCUUCUGGCGUAUUUCAAGUCAGAAAAGCUACAAAUGAUCCGCAUGAGGAACCCGUGGGGCGAGAAGGAGUGGAGUGGACCCUGGAGUGACAGCUCAGAGGAGUGGAAGAAAGUGAGCAAGAGUGAGAGAGAGAAACUGGGCGUCACUGUUCAGGAUGAUGGAGAGUUUUGGAUGAACUUUGAGGAUUUCUGUCACUACUUCACCGACCUGAUCCUGUGUCGCCUGAUAAACACAUCUUACUUGAGCAUUCAUAAGACCUGGGAGGAGGAGGUGAUGAGGGGCUCCUGGACCCACCGAGACGACCCGCUCCGCAACCGCUCCGGAGGCUGCAUUAACCAUAAAGCCACUUUUCUUCAAAACCCACAGUAUGUUUUUGAUGUGAGAAAAGUGGAAGAUGAGGUGCUGAUCUGCCUGCAGCAAAAGGAACGCAGAGCUACUCCCAAGGAGGGCAAAGGCGAAAACCUGGCCAUUGGAUUUGACAUCCAUAGGGUGGAGUUGAACAGAAAAUACAGAAUGCACACAGCUCAGCAAAAGGUCGCAGGGUCGAUCUACAUCAACUCUCGCUGCGUCUUUCUGAGGAAAGAGCUGAAGGAGGGGCGUUACGUCAUCAUCCCCACAACCUUUGACCCUGGUCAGCAAGGAGAGUUCCUGCUCAGAGUCUUCACUGAUGUGCCUUCAGACUGCAAAGAAUUAACACUGGACGAGCCUCCUCAGACAUGCUGGACUGGGAUUUGCGGCUACCCUCAGCUGGUCACCCAGGUGCAUGUGUUAAGUGCCGACGGCUUGCAGGGCCAAGAUGCCAAUGGAGAGCUGCACCGCUUGAUCUCCCACAAGACACGCUCUGACUUCUACACAGGAGCCUCUGACCCAUAUGUGAUCAUAACCUGUGAGGGGGAAAAAGUUCGCUCCCCCGUGUACAAAGACACACGCUGCCCUAGUUUUGAUAUUAAGGGAAUAUUCUACCGCAGAAAACCAAAGGAAGGCAUUCACAUCGAGAUCUACAAUAAGAAUGUGAUUGUUGACACCUUCCUGGGUCAGGUGACCCUCUUUACUGACCCUAAUGACCGGCAAGAGCAGCACACAGUCUACCUUAAAGACAAGGGUAGUCGCCAAGACAACAACCUUCCAGGCACGGUCACUGUGCGGGUGAUCACCUGCACCACUUUAACCAACAUCUGAUCACAAACUUAAUGCAGCCUGAGCCUCAUGCAUCCCGCCACUUCACACAUUCAGCUUGGUUUCUUCAUUCACCCUCAAUGCCUUUAUCACUCAUACAUUCUUCCUCUUUUUUACCCCUUGAAAAAAAGCUGAACCCUUAUUCACUUUCAUGUUGUCCUAAACCCCUUUAAUGCUAUGUUUUCUAUAGAUCAAAUGACAGUUUUGUAUAAUCCUCACAGUUGGUACUUGGUAGUGACCACAGUAAUCCAUACAGUAGAUUACGAGUCUUUUGAAGCCAUAUGAUAGCUUUAUGUGUGGAACAGACUGAAAUUGAAGUCAUUAUUCAGUGAUAAUAUUCUGCUCCAGUGAUCUUGUAACUUGUAAUCAGUGAAUUGAACUUGGUCUGUGCCUGAAAUUGCCCCCUUCUGAAAUCGGCAGCUUUAGUAGUAAGAUAAAAAGAUCUACAGUAUCUUCAUGGAAUAUGUUACAAACCUUUAAUAAUUAAUAAUGAUAUAUUAAAAAUGUAUUUAUACCUGUAUGAUAUUACGCUGUAUCCACAAAAUGGCAAGACGCAGAAAUUAAUUUGACGCACAAGUACAUUAUGGGUAUUCUCUAGCUGUUUAGCGUACAUCUGUUGUACACUCGUUAUUGCGGUGCUUUGUGGGAUUGAAUGAGUGUACUCGAUAAUGUCCACUUUAUUAGGUUUAAGGGUAUAUGGGGUGAUUUUAAGGGUAUAGGGGGUGAUUUUUGACACAACCUUGUACAUUCUGAUUCACAAAUCAUUAAUCUUUUGAGCCUGUUCGUUUCAGUGAACCAUUUGAUCUGGUUCACAAAUCAGUUCUUGAGUUCUCACUUAAUAACCACUGAUCCAUGAUUCAUUGAUCCGUUUUCCAUUGGUGCUUAAUUCGGCGGUUCACUGGAGGGGAAGAUUAUAGGUGAAUAAUGAAUUCAUUUUUUUUUUUUUUU
This is a messenger RNA of Pimephales promelas (fathead minnow), 3556 nucleotides long. It is a transcript of the gene capn5b, whose product is annotated as calpain 5b. Gene Ontology annotation, molecular function: calcium-dependent cysteine-type endopeptidase activity. The record is from RefSeq and is a predicted model, not a curated record. Lineage: Eukaryota; Metazoa; Chordata; Actinopteri; Cypriniformes; Leuciscidae. Gene Ontology annotation, cellular component: cytoplasm. Gene Ontology annotation, biological process: proteolysis.